AUGUCUCAGGAAGACGCUAUGGAUGCAGCUCUUACGGCCUCUGACAAAGCUUGCAUGGAAAAGGCCGAUGACUUCAAGGCCUCAAAAGUUGCAGUCGAGCAAUUACCAACUCCUGCAUCUUCUUCCAGUACCGAGAAUCCUGAGGUACCAUCCAUAAAGGUUGAAUCAACCAGGGCAUCCAGAGCAUCCAAGCGGAACCGCGAAACAACUCCAGAUGCUCUUGGCCCCUUGACUCCUCCCAGGUCAUCCAAGAAGCCCCGAACGCCAGCGAAAACACCAGCGCAAGAAGAGGAAGCCGUAACCAAGAAAGCCGCAGCACUCAGGAAAAAAGCCGACGAAGCCGCGGUCAAAGCUGCCAACGCAGCAAAAAGAAAAGCAGCAGCAGACGCCAAGAAAGCUGAAACGCAGCGGAAAAAGCAAGUCGCGCAAUGGAAGCGUGACUGGAAGGACUGGGUGACUACCAACCAGAUCCCAGACGAAAGAUUUACUGCGUUUGAGCAGGACUGUCUCACUGUCACAAAGAGCAAGGAGUACCUUGGUAUUCAAAAAGACGAGCUACAGUGCCUUCCGCAUGACACGCGGCCCAAUCCAAACGGCCCGUUUGCGCCGAUGAGACUGUACAAGUACGAAGAAGUAGUCGAUCUAGCCUACAAGAAAGAAGCCAUUCUAGCUGGCGUGUCUCAAGUAGACGACGAAACGUUGAUCGCGUGCGGAAAGAAGCUCUGGGAAGCGAAGAAAGCGUAA
This is a messenger RNA of Cucurbitaria berberidis CBS 394.84, 744 nucleotides long. RefSeq lists its product as uncharacterized. Bases 1 to 744 code for a protein of 247 amino acids. The record is from RefSeq and is a predicted model, not a curated record. The transcript has a single exon. Lineage: Eukaryota; Fungi; Ascomycota; Dothideomycetes; Pleosporales; Cucurbitariaceae.